CCGUCGGCGUUGCUCCCUUGCGCCGCCCAACCUCUCGUGGUUGCUCGUAGAACGUAGAUGCUCCUGACCGGAGUUGGCAUCUGGGGCGGAGCAGCUGCGGGAUGCCGAACAACUUCACCGCACAUGACGGCGGUUUUGGCGCACCGCACCCGACCCUGUUCGGCAAUGGCCGCAUCCAUCCGUUGGAGAUGCCCUGACACAACCUAGCCCCCAACCAGUCAGAUCAACUCUCGAAUCCCACUAAACAGAGGAUCGCCGUCGCUCGUCGCGACCGAAGAUGCAAUACGAUCACCUCUUCUCGUACACCGUCAUCGGCGACCCAGGCGUCGGGAAGUCGUGCCUGGAGCAGCAGUUCACGGCCAGGGCGUUCCCGGAGGCGCACGAGCCCACCAUCGGCCUCGAGUUCAGCACGCGCACCAUCACCGUCCACGGCAAGCGCAUCAAGCUUCACAUCUGGGACACGGUGAGAGGAAGAAGAUUUCUGCCCUGGCUGGCCACGAAUCAUUCGUAUCUGCUGUUGACCAAUGCUGCUUGUAUCAUUUUGGUUUAUGAUAUCACAAGGAGGGAGACUUUUGAUCAUAUUGCUGUAUGGCUAUCAAGAGCAAGAAAGCUAUCGAGAGCCGGCGUGACAUUGGUUCUGAUCGGAAACAAAUGCGAUCUGUCUCACAUGCGUGCUGUCGGCUAUGAGGAAGGGCGAAAGUUCGCCAAGAGGCACAAUCUGGUGUUCAUGGAGGCCUCUGCAAAAACCGCACAAAAUGUCGAGGAGGCAUUCGUUGUGACCGCCGAAACAGUAUACAAGAAAGUCGAAGAUGGUGUCAUUGACUUGUCUGAAAAGUUUGUUGGAUUCCUUCAUCGGCGUGAGAACAUUGCACCAAGCGAAUCAGGAUGCUUGGUGUUGUGCUACUAA
Triticum aestivum (bread wheat) is the source of this 907-nucleotide messenger RNA. RefSeq names its product ras-related protein Rab-2-A-like. Bases 278 to 907 code for a protein of 209 amino acids. Gene Ontology annotation, molecular function: GTPase activity; GTP binding. The record is from RefSeq and is a predicted model, not a curated record. The transcript is spliced from 7 exons. NCBI's taxonomy places the organism in Eukaryota, Viridiplantae, Streptophyta, Magnoliopsida, Poales, Poaceae.